This is a messenger RNA of Cololabis saira (Pacific saury), 6603 nucleotides long. RefSeq names its product kinesin-like protein KIF20B. Bases 99 to 5999 code for a protein of 1966 amino acids. Gene Ontology annotation, biological process: mitotic spindle assembly; microtubule-based movement. The transcript has 36 exons. The record is from RefSeq and is a predicted model, not a curated record. Lineage: Eukaryota; Metazoa; Chordata; Actinopteri; Beloniformes; Belonidae. Gene Ontology annotation, molecular function: microtubule binding; ATP binding; plus-end-directed microtubule motor activity. Gene Ontology annotation, cellular component: nucleus; spindle microtubule.
UGUUGUGUUUGAGCAGCUCAUCGUUUAGUUACUUACCGCACUAAACAGGACACUUUCUUUACAUUCCUCCCGAUGUUCCACAUAUAACCUUCAGCAGGAUGAUGGAGUCCAGCCUGAUCAAGGCUGAGGAGAGCAGACUCUUCUCCCUGGAGAGCAGCGCUCUGGCAGAUCCACAGCAUUCCUGCAUGGAGGAACCAGAGCAUCUUCAGGUUUACCUCAGAAUCCGACCCUUCACCUCUGCAGAGAGCAACGGUGGAGAGUCGCAGGACUGCAUCACCAUUGAAUCCCCCAACACAGUUCUGCUUAAACAUCCAAGUUUGUCCCUGACGGCGAGACUCAGCGCGGAAAAAUCACUUCCACAAACCGGACAGCGCUUCCAGUUUUCCAAGGUGUACGGCCCCGAGACGACUCAGGGAGAGCUGUUUGAGGGCACUGUGAAGGAGCUGGUGAAAGAUGUUCUUGAAGGGGGAAACUCUCUUGUUUUCACCUACGGAGUGACAAAUGCCGGCAAGACUUUCACAUUUUUAGGUCCGGAUGCCGACGCCGGUAUCCUCCCUCGGUCUCUUGCCGUGAUCUUCAGCAGCAUCGACGAGCACCUUUUCCCCGGCGUGAGCUUCAGACCUCACCGCUGCAGAGAGUUCACGAGACUGAGCGCGGAGCAGCAGGUCGAGGAAGCUCUGUUCAAGAGAAACCUUCUGAGACAGUUUAAAGAGACUGACAAGACCAACGCCAGCGUGCUGAACUCCACCAGCAAGACUUUUCUUGAAGGUUCCCCCGUGUUUGGGAUGACUGACGCAGCAGAGGAUAAAAUCAACCUGAGUCUUGAAGCGAACACUAAGUUCUCCGUUUGGGUUUCUUUCUGUGAAAUCUAUAACGAGAACAUUCACGACCUCCUGGAGGUGGCACCCUGGGGUGCCCUGAGAAGGACCGCGCUCCGCCUGUCGCAGGACGUCAAGGGGAACGCCUUCGUCAAAGAUCUCCGUUGGGUCCAGGUCAGCAGUGCAGAAGAGGCCUACAAAGUGGUGAAACUGGGCAAGAAGAACCAGAGCUUCUCCUCCACGCGGCUCAACCAUGUGUCCAGCAGGAGCCACAGCAUUUUCUCCGUUCGUAUUCUGAGGAUCGACGACACCGGGACUCAAAGAGUCCAGACCGUGAGCGAGUUGUGUCUGUGUGACCUAGCCGGCUCCGAACGCUGCGCCAAAACCCAGAAUAUAGGAGAACGCCUGAAAGAAGCCGGAAACAUCAACACGUCGCUGCUCAUCUUAGGAAAAUGUAUCAACGCACUACGACACAAUCAGCAGGCCAAGCUGCUUCAGCACAUUCCCUUCAGGGAGAGCAAGCUCACCCACUACCUGCAGAGCUUCUUCAGCGGGAGAGGCAGAGCCUGCAUCAUCGUCAACAUCAACCAGUGUGCCUCCAUGUACGACGAGACUCUCAACGUCCUCAAGUUCUCUGCCGUGGCCCAGAAGGUUGUAGUUCUUCCUGCCAGACCUCUCCUCCCUCCACCCGUCCCCCUGCAGACGUCCCGCUGUGACGUCUCCAUCACCCACGGCGCUGAGGGACGGGCUGCUCGCAGCAGCAGGAGGAGCUCCCUGAUUGGCUGGGAGAGCAGCCUGGAGGAUGUCCAGGAGGAUGAUGAUGACGAGGAAGAGUUGAGCCUCAUGGACGACACCAUGGAUCAGACUGGCAGCAAUGAAGAAUGUGAUGAAAAUGAUAAAGUCGUUAUCUGUAAAAAGACACACCAGAGACAGCUGGCCAGGUUGAAGCAGCUGCAGCUGCAGCUGAAGAAGGAGCGUGCUGAAGGUUUGCUCCUGGAGUCUCGGGUCAGGGAGGAAACCAGCCACGAGUUCUCCCAGCUCUUCACUCGCAUGCAGAGCGACUUCGAUGAGCGCAUAGCGAGAGAGAAAGAGCUCCUAGAGGAACGAUCUGAAAGGAGGCUGGAGAUCUUCAAGAAUCUAAUUAACAAGAUGUCGGCUGCAGGAGCCAGUCCCGAUGUGGCAGCCAUGGACAAGCUUCUGGACUCCCAGGGCCUUGAACCGGCGGAUCAGACACGCCCAAGCUCAGACCUGCCAGCUGGUUCUCAGACGAACGGGAGUGACGCUGUAGGAACGAUGGAGACGAUGGAGCUGAUCAAUCAGCAGCAGAAAGACCCACAGCUGCUGGGCAACAACCACAACGCCGUUGACGGUGAAGGGCAAAGACGGCUCCUCUCUGAACUCCAGGAGAAAUCGUCGGAGGUUUCCCGGCUGCAGGAACAACUGCAGAAGAUGGUGGCGCUGAACUCGCAGAGACACUUGGAGCUGGCUGAAGAGAGGAGUUCACAGGAGGACUCUUUGGCUGAGCUUGAGAAAGAGAGGAGACAGAGAGAAGCCGCCCUCGCUGCUCUGGAGUACCAGACUUUGGGAAAAGAAGAGGCGCUGGCUUCCCUGGAGAAGGAGAGGAAAGCUCGGGGGGAGACGGCCGCUGCGCUGGAGGAGCUGAAGCAGCACAAGCAGGAAACGAUGGCAUCGCUCCAAGACGAGAGAAGGGACAAGGAAAAAGCCGCAGCAGCUCUGGAAGCGGAGAGCAGAGGCAGAGAAGACGCUGUAGCGGCACUGGCGCAGGAGAAGCAGAGCAGAGAGGAGGUCCAGGCUGCUCUGGAGCUGCAGAGGACGGAGCUGAGCCGGCUGGUCCGGGACAGAGAGGACAGAGAGAAGGAGUUCACGUUGCUGACCGACAAACUUGAGGCUGCAGAGCUCCAGGUGUCCAGCACGGCGGGGGAUGCAGCACAAGUCCUAGUCCAGCUCCAAGCAGCCCAGACUCGACUGGAACAGCAAUCCAAGGAGAUCCAGGACAAAUCCUCUGAGACCAGAACUCUCACGCAGGAAGUCCAGAUGCUGAAACAGGAGCUGCAGACGUCUGCGCUCUCAGCGGGACAAGUCGGGGAUCAGCUGAAGGAGGAGGUGUCGGAGCUGAGGAGGAAUCUGGACGAGGAGAAGGAGAAGAACCAGAGCAUCCAAACACAGAAGCAGGAGCUGGAGCGAGAACUGAAGCAGGUGUCCAGCACGGCGGGGGAUGCAGCACAAGUCCUAGUCCAGCUCCAAGCAGCCCAGACUCGACUGGAAGAGCAAUCCAAGGAGAUCCAGGACAAAUCCUCUGAGGCCAGAACUCUCACGCAGGAAGUCCAGACGCUGAGACAGGAGCUGCAGACGUCUGCACUCUCAGCGGGACGAGUCGGGGAUCAGCUGAAGGAGGAGGUGUCGGAGCUGAGGAGGAAUCUGGACGAGGAGAAGGAGAAGAACGAGAGCAUCCAAAACCAGAAGCAGGAGCUGGAGAGAGAACUGAAGCAGGUGAGAGAACAGCUGGAGCACAAACAGCUGCUUUCUGAGCAGCAGUUCAGCGAGAAGCAGGAUGAGACGGAAGCGGCUGCGGAACGGCAAGCUGAGGAGCUGAAGGAGAAGCUGAAGGAGCAGGAAGAAACGUCACAUCAACUGCAGGAAGAGCUCAGAUCCCAGCUCAGAUGCCAACAAGAGGCUUCCAGAGAGGAAGUGGAACGCCUGAACGCUAAAGUCACGGAGCAAACGCAGCAGAUGGAGCGGCUCAACGAGAAGCUGCAAGAACAAGAGACGUUAUCAACACAACGACUGGAUGAGCUGCAACAGAAACUCAGUAAACAAGAAGAAAACUCCCAGACACUGUUGAAUGAGCUCAGAGAGAAGCUCAGCGAGCAGGAGAAGGAAGCUGAGCAGCUCAGAGCCGAGCUGGGAGAAGCUCGGCUCAACGCCAGCCCCGGUUCCUCCAUAUCUGAAGCAGAAACCCUCAGGACGGAGAACUCUGACCCCCAGGCUCAAGUCCUGGAAGCAAAGCCCCCCAGCACGGAGUCAACGACGGAGUCCUUCAGUACUCCUGCAGCUCAACCAGCGUCCGGAGAGAAGGAGCAGAUAAUAAAAGAGAAGGACGCAGAGAUGGAGCAGAAGCUGGCUGAGUUAAAGGAAAGCUCUGCCCAGACGGAGGCAGAGCUGGAGAAGAAGCUGCUGGAUCUGGAAACCCAGGUCAGGCGUCUGCAGAAGAGUCUGCGGGAGGCGGAGGAGCGGCGGGAGGAGGAGGAGAGUGCAGCGGUGCAGGAGGCCCGGAGGAGGGAGGUGGAGCGGCGCCGGGAGCUGCUGGCCGUCGCACACGAGGCCAUCGCUACCAAGGACGCAGAGCUGGAGAAGAAGGGCCAGGAGAUCAGCAGACUGAAGGAAAACGCAGAUCAGGACUCAGACAAGCUGAAGGGCCUCAGUCUGGAUCUGCAGAGGACACAAGACGACUCCUCAGACCUCAAGGAGAAACUGGCCGACUACAAGAAGCAGAUGCAGCAGGUCCAGAAGGAGAUUUCGAGCAUGAGAGAAGAGGAGAAGGUUUUGAGACAGAAGCUGAGCGACGUGGAGAAAAGCAAGAAGCAGCUUCAGUCCGACCUCAGCAGCCGAGACCGAGCCAUCCAGCAGCUCAAACUGGACCAAUCCAACCCAAAAUCUGACGACACCCCCGAACUCUCCCAGAAGGCCCGUACAGACCUGGAGGCCAGAGAGCGUGUGAUUGAGGACAUGCGUCUGGCCCUGACGGAGCAGGAGGACACGCAGGAGCAGAUGGAGACGGUGCUGGAGGAGAAACUCACCCUCAUCCAGGAACUCUCCGGCGAGGUGGACAAGUUAAAAGGUUUGAUGCUGCUGCAGCACCGUGGAAACGACAGCCCGUCAGACGACGUCAGAGCGGCCAAGGAGGAAGCUGCUCAAGCUCGAGAAAGCUUGAAGACGUUUACGGAUAAACAUCAGGCUGAACGCAGGAAGUGGCUGGAGGAAAAGAUGUCUUUGAUCGGUCAAGCUAAAGAAGCGGAGGACAAGAGGAAUCAGGAGAUGAGGAAGUUUGCCGAGGACAGAGAACGCUCCGGUCAUGAGAAGAGCCAACUGAGAUCCCAGCUUGUGGAGAAGGAGGAGGCGAUGGAGAAGUGGAGGAAAGAGAGAGACACUCUGGUGGCAGCGCUGGAGGUCCAGCUGCAGAAGCUUCUGUGCAGCCAAGCAGAGAAAGACCAACUCAUCAAGCAGCUGCAGCUGCAGCAACAAAACACUCAGCCGCCGCCACCAGAGGAUGAUGCUGAUGCUCCCAGCGUUGCAGACCUGCAGGCAGCUCUGGCCGAGAAGGAGACUGAGAUCCAACGACUGAAGGACGAGCUCCAGGACUCAACAGACAAACAUGAGCACUCGGAUACUCCGAGCGAGAACGGCGAGAGUCCUGCUACGAAACCUGAGAAUGAGUCCACGAACACAAAGUCAGAGAGGAAACAGUCACGAGUGUCAGUCGGCAGCCAGAGCUCAGCCGGCUAUCCGUCAGUCCUGGAAUCCUCGGAGAUCUCCACGGAGAACGGCAGGACGAGCCGCUUCCCUCGGCCGGAGCUGGAGAUCUCCUUCAGCCCCCUGCAGCCGAACCGCAUGGCCCUGCGGCGGCAGGGAGACAAGAGCGCCGUCACCGUCAAGAUCACGCACUCGGCACGCAAGAGGAAGAGCGGGGAGAUGGAGAAGUCUCACUUUUUCAGGAGGAGUAAACGGCGAACAACACGUGAGGAAGAAGUGGAGGCGGAGAACAGAAGGAACACGAGAACCAGACUGACGUCAAAGCUCACCCCUCACAAGGAGGAGAGCUCUUCCCCGGCUGGUUGCCGUGACUCCCAGAACAGCCCCCGCGGCAGGAAGGAGGGAACGCUGCAGAAGAUCGGAGACUUCCUGCAGAGCUCCCCGACGCUGCUCGGCAGCAAAGCCAAGAAGAUGAUGAGUCUGGUGGGCAGUCGAACUGAUGCCGAUGCUUCAACCUCCUCCUCCCUUCGUCUGAGAUCCAAGAAGAGCAAAAAGAAACUCUACAGGCCUGAAAUCUCCUGCCCCAUGGACAUGCCGCCCCACCCGAUCAUCACCCGAGAGCCGGAGGAGGAGAAGGAGAGCCACCACCAGAUCAUUAAGAGGCGCCUCCGCUCCAGAGUGGGCAAAUAAUUCACCGUUAAACACUACUCUACACGUUUCUCCCUUUGAAACUGUCUUAAUAAGCUGGGGGAACAUUUAUUCCUAAUAAUCGAGCACAUUUUUCUCUGAGACAAGUCUCUGUUAUUGUAUUUAAUCUGAAAUUCUCAGUAUUUAACUGUUUAUUUUUAGAAUUGAACAAAGUCCCUGAUAUACCAGAGAUUUUGCAGCAUAUAAAGCAGUGCCAAAACAUUUUGUUUGAUAAUUUUUAUCAUGCUGUAAAGGGGAGUCGGAUGUGGGGUGUAACUCCCCGGAGUUGACGGGCGUGUUGCUUCUUUCCUUUCCUCCGAAGAGCCUCACGGUUACUGUUUUUUUUUUUAAGUUUUUAGAUUUCCAGUGUUGAAGCUGAGCUCAUGUAAAAGCUCCUGCUGCCUCAUGCACUCCUGAAUACCACACACAUCUAACCCGAACAUCAACAAGCACCUUUCCUCAGACGUUCAUCUCGGUUCUCGCUCAGCUGUUCUGCUGCUUCCAUCUUGUCCAGAUUCACCGGACAAGAGCCGAGUGGCUCUACCAAACGCCACUCCACUGCAAAAACUCAAAAUCUUAACAAGAAUAUUUGUCUUGUUUCUAGUUA